AUAUCGCCCAUUUUUUUGAGAGAUGGCAUUUUCAAAAUUUGUAAGUCAACAAAAUCUACGAUCCCUUAACAGGGAUUUUUCAUUUUUACCCCCUCCUCUCUUCGAGAGACGGAGUUUUUGUUUAAUUGCAUGGCGGUCAUUAUUCCACCCCCCGUGGGUGCGUAAGCUGUCCGGCUCGGCUGUGCUGGAAUUCUUUUUUUCGCCAUGGAUGAAUCUUCGGAGGGCAGAUUUUGAGAAGUAUGACUCCAGCGGCAUCCCACUCCCGUGUUAAAAAAUGAUUUUUGUUACAUUCUCUCUCCGUUCCUGUUUUCUCGAAAGCCUUUUUUAUGAUACGCCAAAUGUGAUUUUAAGAAGUUGUCCAUGUUACGAUGUCCUCCACUAAUGCCUAUCCCAUUUUCAAUCAUGUGCCAGAAAUUAGUGUGCUGAUGAUAUAGCGUUUUUGUGAUAGUGCUCCUCGAUGUGUUGUUCAAAAUAAAAUAAACAAGGAAUUUAUAGUGCCUCUCAAGUGUUUUCCCUUCAUUUUGAUGUCAUUGACUCCUACUUUAGGUACCUGUUCAGCUUACUUCUGAUAAACUAUCAAUUAUCCUGGUUGGUCGAGAAGGGUUAUUGUCCUGAAUUGCAUUGACUUACGCAUAAAGAGUGGGGGCGAAAUGGUUUCUAUGGAAACUCACACAAAACUUGGUGCUUCAGAUGAGAGCAUGGUGGUCCUGGAGUACUACCCUCGCUUUUAUGGAAUAUUUAUAAAUUUAUUUCUUAUUAUUUGUUUUUAUGAAGUCGAAAGUACAAUACUUCAAGGUGAAUUACGAACCAAUAAGAACUGGGCUUUCUUGGCGAGAUUUUGUUUCUUAUCUGAAUUUGGAAGGUUUGAGUAUACCAUAGAUUAUCCAAAAGCUUUUAAAACGCAAAACAUUUUAUUGUACUUCGAUGAAAAAAAUCAGUGGCCUGCAGUGUAUCAAAAGAAUAAGACAUGUAGAGAGAAAGAAUCCGUAUUAAUUAUUGAAAAUGGUCAGGUGAUCUACUUGAAUGAAUCCACCUUUCGUUCUGGAUGCAUUGACCACCCCGAAGAGGGCAAAAAAGACUGGCUGCGAUGCCACAACGAAAGGACAUUCGAGUCCAGAAGGGAAAGAUAUUGGUUCAUAGCCAUCAGCAAUUGUGAUGCGAAAAAUGUGAGAUUUAUUUAUUUAUACAUAAUAUUUGUUUAA
Molecule: messenger RNA, 1202 nt
Organism: Parasteatoda tepidariorum (common house spider)
Lineage: Eukaryota; Metazoa; Arthropoda; Arachnida; Araneae; Theridiidae
Source: RefSeq, a predicted model, not a curated record